AUGUCGCGCCCAGAGAAGGAACAGGCCCCCGUGCCGGGCAUGAUCACCUGCCUCGUGACCCCCAAACUCACGUUCAGUGUACCGCGCGACGCGCGCUGGCGCACCGCGGCCGACGUGCCCCAACAGGCCCUCCAGCGCGGCUUCGCGCACCGCUUCCCGCUGCCGCCCGUGAAUCUGGACAAGCUGCGCUUCGAGAGCGUCGGCUCGACCAAAGUAUUAAAUGAUACGGCCGUCUACCGGCUGACGUCAUGUGAAGAGGCCGACGAGAGAAUAUUAGCUUCAUUGUUGAAGGGCUUGGAGGCCGCGGUGGACACGAAGCACCGCGCGUCGCUGGAGAAGGCCCGCACCGACUUAUUGGCUUCCUCCGCAACCUUCCAGGUCAUGGCCGGCGAGGUCAAGGAAAGGCAGGACGAAGCGCGGAGCGCAUUGGACAGGGAGGUCCUGAAGCUCAACGCGAGUCUAGCAACGACGUCGAAACGGCUGUUUCUUCUUGAAAGAGAGAACGCCUCACUGAAGACGCAGACGUCGGCGACGCGCGCUUUGCAAGGCGCGACGGACUCGAGGCUCGAUGCGCUCGAGGCCGAAAAUAGCAACCUCAAGGCGCGCAACGCGUCGCUCGAGGAGGCGCUCGCGGCUUUACUAGAAAGGUGCGACGCGCACGCGGCGCGGCUCGACGCCUGCGAGGCGCGCGCGGUCGCGCCGCCGCCGCCGCCUGCUGACGUCUCCGCUGGAGAAACGCAGACGGAGCUCUUCAUAA
This is a messenger RNA of Pelagomonas calceolata, 757 nucleotides long. The record is from the annotation of a GenBank genome assembly. Lineage: Eukaryota; Pelagophyceae; Pelagomonadales; Pelagomonadaceae.